UUUAUGUGUUUGCUGCGCCAUGAGCGGGCCUGCCUGGCGGCUGCAUCAUCUUCAUCCACGGUUUGAUGCCGCAUGUCGGCUUUCAGAGUUCAAAACAAACGCGACCAAGUGGGUAAUAACAGGCUCCCCGGGAGCGUGUCUCUGCUCGGUCUUCGCUGACUCGUGUGUUUCUAGAAUUCCGGCUGCGGGUCUUUUUACCGGGUGACUCUGCGUGUUUGUUGCGUUUCUCUGCUGAACAACUUUGCCGCGCUCCGUUUCCACGCCGCUCGUUCACGGUAGGAAAAGUACGGAGGUUAGGCCCAGCGCGAGGCCAGAGCUUCCCUGUGAGUGACGGCUUCAUGCGUCCAAUCAGGCAUGAGGUCACGCCUACUUUUUUGUCGGACUCGGCCAAUCACAUGUGUGUAAAGCACUGACGUAGGGCUCAGCUUCUCGCGCUACACCCUACAGUUAUAAAACACCAGACAAUAAAGUGUCAGAGACGAAAGUGAUAAACAACCGAUCGGCUGGAAAUCUUUUAGGAUACGGUUUCAUUUUGUGUUUCCGGUUAAAAUCACACUCGCGUGCGUUCAUGUUUUGAACCUACUAACAAAAACAGCCCGUAUGCGGCUCGUAACCCCGAUUUCUUUUUAACAUUCGGUUGAAAAUGCAAUAAUCUGUACUAAAAACGUGCAUAUGACCUCCUUUCUUCAACGUGAACAUUGAUUUUGACAUAAUUAACGCUGGUUGCUCCUCCUCGUCUGGGCUGUCAUGUUCGGCUUCCUGACCGCCAUUAAAAGUCCUUAGAUUAAGGAAGGGAGCCUUGAUGUGGGCAGUAUGACUAAGACGCCCCCUAACAGAAGAGGGAUAACAUUUGAGGUGGGAGCUCAGCUUGAGGCCAGAGACAGCCUCAAAAACUGGUACGCUGCUAACAUAGAGAAGAUUGACUACGACGAUGAGAAAGUACUGAUCCAUUAUCGCCAGUGGAGCCAUCGCUAUGAUGAGUGGUUUGACUGGACCAGUCCCUACCUGAGACCCGUAGAGAGGAUCCAGCUGAGGAGGCAGGGCCUGAACGGCGACUCUUCACCUGGCUUUCACGUAAAUGACAAGGUUCUGGCCAGCUGGUCCGACUGCCGUUUCUACCCCGCUAAAGUCAUUUCAGUCAAUAAAGAUGCGUCCUACACUGUAAAGUUCUACGACGGAGUCAUCCAGACAGUGAAGGGAAUGCACGUGAAGCCUUUCAUCAAAGAGAGACGUGGACGGUCUCGGUCCUCCGACCAGAACGUGGUGAAGAGGACGGCUCCGGCCCGCCGAGACAGACGUCCACAUGAGAACGGCGGUCCCAAAAGCAAGAGAGUCAGACGCAGCACUUCAGACCAGGAGGAGGACAGCAACAGUGAUGAUGAGGAGCAGGAAGAGGAGGAGGAGGAGGACCAGAAAACUAACGGCCUCCUGGAGGCGGAGCAUCCUACCAAGCAAGUGGAGGACAUGGUGGACCACUCUGAGCAGAACAAUCUCACAGACACAGAAAAGAUGACAGGACUCCUGAACGGGGUGAAGGCUGAAGAAGACGAUGAAGAUGAUGUAAAUGUGGAGACAUGUCACGUUAAUGGAGACAUGAAAAAGGAGGAGAUGGGGUUGGAAGAGGGUGGAGCAAAACCAAAUGCAGAGCUGCAGACUCAGGUGUUGGUCCAACCGGAGCGAGUGACUGCCUCUCCCAUGAAGACGGAGUCCACCGGUGCUGAGCAGAACCCCAGCAUCCAAUCAGAGAGCGCUCCGCCUGCAGCAGAGACACCCCCACAUCCACCCCCACCUGUCAAACCCAUCAGGAAGCAGGGCUUCCACAACCCCAACAGAUUCAGCAGAGAGCCGCUGUACCGGGUGAUCAAAAACCAGCCUCCUCCAGUCCUGUCCAUCAACCUGGACCACAACCCCUUCAAGUGCAGCGCUGCAGGCUGCACCAAGUCAUUCCGUAAAGCCAAGCUGCUGCAUUACCACAUGAAGUACUACCACGGAGAAGACCAGCCCCCAGAGGGACAGCACAGCCCCACCAGGAGCAUCCACACCAGGGCCUCUGAGAAGCAGUCCACACCUGCUGGUCUGGAGGCUCCAAAGAGGAGGCGCACCAUCUCAGCCUCCAUGAACUCUGGAGCUGUGGCGUCUCCCCGUGGGGAAGUGAAGACUGCAGGCAGACGCACGUCAGCCCCACCUGCAGUCAGCAGCCAGGGCCCCCAGCAGAGGGCGCUGCUGCGGGAGAAGAGCAAGGAGAACCAGCUGGAGCGGAACACGUGUCUGCUGCAGGACAAGGUCUCAGACAAGCCGGGCUUGGACAUGGGGUCUGUGAAAGACAAACAGAAAGAGAGGCCCAAGCAGAGGGACUUCCUCCGCAUCAAACUGAAGAAGAAGAAGAAGAAAAAGAAGGCCGAGUCAGACUACACGGGUAGUGAGGAGAAUAUUGACAUCUCAGUAUUGGGGCUUCACUCCAAAUUGAAUUUGCCACUCAAACCCCCCCCUACACACAAUCACAAGCCUGAGGUCUAUCCCAGCAGACCCGGAUACAGCUACUCAGAGCAGAUACGUGUCGAUGACGAGGACAGCAUCAGCGACUGGUCCACGGACAGCUGCGGGUGGAGCGAUGACGACCUGGAGGUGGAUUUAGACGUCACCACGCCGCCUCUGAGCGUAGAUUCUGGAGCCCUGGACUCCAGCGACCAGGAGAUCGUGCGAUGCAUCUGUGAGGUGGAAGAAGACAAUGACUUCAUGAUUCAGUGUGAAGAGUGUCUCUGCUGGCAGCACGGCACCUGCAUGGGCCUGCUGGAGGACAACGUCCCAGAGAGGUACACCUGCUACAUCUGCAGAGAUCCACCAGGUCAGAGGCAGAGUCUGCGAUACUGGUACGACCGGGACUGGCUGACCAGUGGACACAUGUACGGCCUCUCCAUCCUGGAGAACUACUCUCACCAAAACGCCAAGAAGAUCACCACCACCCACCAGCUGCUGGGAGACGUGCACCAUGUGGUGGAGAACCUCAACGGCCUGCAGCUGAAGAUGAGCAUCUUACAGAGCAGCAGCCACCCAGACCUGCAGCUCUGGGGCCAGCCCUGGAAGCAUCUGCAGAGGCCGCGGCUCGGCUCGGACUCGCGUCAAGGCAGCAACACGGCUCCGUCUCCCGUUACUCCCGAUGAGGACUUGAGCCGAGGAGAGAUUUUAAUGUCCAAUGCCCUGGAGAAGCUGAGCCGGGCUGCCGCAGCCGCCACCUCCUCCUCCUCCUCCAGCGCCUCCUCUCCGUUCCCAUCCUUCCGGGACUCGUACAUAAUCAGCGAACACUGUUAUCAGAAGCCCUGGGCCUAUUACCCCGCUGUAGAGCAGCGGCUGGUGGUGGAGACCCGACAGGGAUCCGAGCUGGAAGACAGCAUGAGGAGCACGGAGGAGCUGCUGGAACGGGAGCAGCGCUACGGGAGCCUGCUGGAGGUGGACAAGCCUAAAGCAACGAGCAACAAGGCCUUGAUGGGUGUCUCCUGGUCGCCUGCUGAGGACAAGGAGGACAGUUGUCAAGACACUGGAGACAACAGGAAGUACCAGCAGUGGCAGAUGAACUUACUGGAUCACAUAGAUGCUGUCCAGGACGAGGUCUCACACAGGAUGGACUUUAUUGAGAGGGAGUUGGAUGUGUUGGAGAGCUGGCUGGACUACACCGGGGAGCUGGAGCCUCCUGAACCUCUGGCUCGUCUCCCUCAGCUCAAACACCGCAUCAAACGACUGCUGUCCCAGCUCAGCAAGGUCCAGCAGAUCGCUCUGUUCAGCUCCACGUGAGGGUGCCAGAGAGCAGCUGCAGCCUCAGGCCCCAGCAGCCGCUGUACCAGAGCAGCAGGAGGGAUCACUGAUGCAAGAGACGCUAAUCCUGUGUGGCGGUGGGGGGUGCGGUACUGCAGCCUGUCUGUGUCAUAUCUGGAUAUUUAAAUGAGGAGAGUGAGCCUCUUGAAUCAGGAUGAAACAAAACAGAACCUCUGAAAGCAGGAGAAACCCUUCGGACCCGGUUACACUCAAUGUGGCGCCCAAACCUAAUGAAUGCCUUCUUCUGAACUACUGCUUAAUGUUGCCCUGUCUUUCUCAGUGCACAGUGCUCUAGCUCCACAAGCUUUAUUUUCACACCUGAACCAACACUGCAGUAAUUUUUGAACACAUUAUUUUCUGUUAUUUGUGUCUCAAACUCACCUUUUUGCUCCUCUUUCCUGCCAUACUGUGUUACAGGCCCUGCUGUUGAUUUAGAGAAUUGGUAACUUGAAUACAUUCACUCUGUUCUCUCACCAUUCAGGCCGUCUUUAAUGUUCCCAGUUAAACUGUGAAGUUUGCUUUUCUUAAGAUUCAAGUCCUUUUUUACCAUUUAUUUGCUCAUCAAAUCAUUUUCGGUUUUUCUCCCUCUUUAUUUGGACUUUGUCGCUGUUGCAUCUAAUGCAUCGUUUGUUGAGUUCUGUGUUGUUAACCUAGCAUUCUGUCUGUACAUUUCCUAGAAAACCUAAGCAUCUGUUCUUUUUUUACUCUUGUUUCAUCAGUUUAUUUAACUGUUGAUUAUAAAGUUGUCAUUCAAAGCUGUUUUGAAUUGGCACGGUUCCAACCACAGUUAAUGUAUGCCACUGUACUGUAAGUGUGUCCUAGAAGCGGGGAACAUGUCAAACAAUACAAACAGAUUUCCUGGUACAUUAAUAAACUAUUAAUAAUC
Nothobranchius furzeri (turquoise killifish) is the source of this 4696-nucleotide messenger RNA. The record is from RefSeq and is a predicted model, not a curated record. Lineage: Eukaryota; Metazoa; Chordata; Actinopteri; Cyprinodontiformes; Nothobranchiidae.